Xiphophorus couchianus (Monterrey platyfish) is the source of this 2466-nucleotide messenger RNA. RefSeq names its product zinc finger protein 513b (gene znf513b). Gene Ontology annotation, cellular component: nucleus. Gene Ontology annotation, molecular function: RNA polymerase II transcription regulatory region sequence-specific DNA binding; DNA-binding transcription factor activity, RNA polymerase II-specific. NCBI's taxonomy places the organism in Eukaryota, Metazoa, Chordata, Actinopteri, Cyprinodontiformes, Poeciliidae. Gene Ontology annotation, biological process: regulation of transcription by RNA polymerase II. The transcript has 5 exons. The record is from RefSeq and is a predicted model, not a curated record. The coding region runs from base 785 to 1978 and encodes 397 amino acids.
UUACAUUUUAUCAUUUGAAAAACGUUCUUGUUUAGAGAGAAAGUUUCUAAUUCUAACUAGUUUUAUACGAGAAACUUUCUGUUGGUGUUUAAAUCUGUCAAAUGUUUCUGUGAAAUAGGGAUUUUAGCACGGCGGCCAUAUUGGAUGCUAAACUGGGGAACGAAUUCAACAGCAGGCUCUUUGGGAACUACAUUUCCCACAAUGCCCUGCUGCUGAGCGAGGUCACGUGGGUCGCAGACGCCGGUGUCAGCAGAGUUUGUUUGACAGCAGCGAACAGCGGAUUUAAAGUUUCGUGGUGAUUUUCCUGCUCCUCGCUGCUCCUGGACCGAACCUCAGGUCAGUUUGUUAGCGAACCGGAACCUUGAGGGUAAAGUUCUAGUUUCGGCGUCAAUUUUAAAUGGAAGCGUGUUCUUAAAGGAGAAAUUAACUGUUUCCAAUGCCGAAUGGCUCCGUCUACUUGCUGGGAAUCAGUGGGAGAGACAGCCAGAGUGAGAGAAAGUUAAAGUUGUUAAAGUGUUUUUUUGUAGUCAUUAGUGAAACUGCUGCUGGUCGUCAGUGUAGUUCAUUCUGAGCUGCUUUUAUUCCAGUUUUGCUCUAAGUUAGGCGCUUUUCUGCGGCUCCGCUCCAGGCGGUAGUCGGCCAUGACUCCGCCGCCGCUGUCCCUUGGAGGAAGAGGAAGAGGAAGGAGCUGAUGAUGAGGAGGGUGAUGAUGACAUGCAGUUAGCUGGCUGCCCGGCUGGCAGGCGGACGGACCGGAGCGGGACCCGGGCGGAGAGGCUCCAGCAUGCCGCGGAGGAAGCAGUCCCACCCGCAGCCGCUCAAAGUCGGGUCCGACCCGAGCGGCUCUGUUCUGGAGAGCGACUUCCUGUUGAGCGGAGACGGAGGGGCUGGUUGGACGGUGGGAGGUUUCCAUGGCGACAGGAGCUCCUCUCUGGAGCCCGCAGCACCAGCAGCCUCCGCCGUGCCGACCCUGCUGUGCUGCAAGGCCUGCGGACUGAGCCUGGGUGUGGGUCUGGCUCUGGGGGCGGAGUUUUACUGUCUCACCUGUGAGCAGCGGAGCUCCGCCCCCCGAGCCGUCAGGGGGAGCGGCGCCCCCUGCAGGCUGUUCUCCUGCUCGCUGUGCGCCUUCACCUCGCGUUACUCCAACCACUUGAAGCGUCACAUGACCGUCCACGACGGCCGCAAGCCGCACCGCUGCCCCGUCUGCCCCUACGCCUCGGCGCAGCUCGUCAACCUGCAGCGCCACCUGCGCACCCACACAGGGGAGAAACCCUACGGCUGCGCCCAGUGCAGCUACGCCUGCAGCUCCUUGGGCAACCUGCGGAGGCACCAGCGCAUGCACGCACAGGCGGAGCAGAGGAAACCCAAGAGGAGGACGAAGGGCGGAGAAGAGCUGCCACUGGGGGCGUCGGAGGACCGCUCCUACCUGCAGCCAGCAGGGGGCGCUGGUGCUAGCUCUGUCUCUGGCUCCGCCCCCGUCCUGCUGUGCACCCUGACCCUGGAGGGGGGGCCAGAGGCCCAACCUGGACAGGUUCUCCCUGCUGGGGCCCGGCGGCGGCCCAGGGCGGCCCCCCGGCGCCCCUUGCCGCCCCGUCGCCCCGCCCCGGAGAAACCCCACGGCUGCCCGCACUGCGCCUACGCCUCCUCCCACCUGGACAACCUGCGGCGCCACCUGCGGGUUCACACGGGCGAGAAGCCGUUCCGCUGCGCGUCCUGCAGCUACGCCUCCUCCCACCUGGACAACCUGCGGCGCCACCAGCGCAUCCACUCGGGCGCCAAGCCGUUCCGCUGCGCCGUCUGCGGCCAUCGCUGCAACCAGAGCAUGAACCUGAAGCGCCACAUGCUGCGCCACACGGGCCGCAAGCCGCACGCCUGCGCCCGCUGCGGCUACGCCACCGCCCACUGGGACAACUACAAGCGCCACCAGAGGAAGCACCCCGCGGGUCACCAUGUCACCUCAGACGGCCAGCUGCUGUAAGUCAGAGCCGCUUCUCCGCAAACACCGCAGUGCCUGGACCAGACAGGAAGCCGCUCCCCAACUUCCUGCCUCCCAACAAUACAAACGCUGUCUUACCCUGAUUUUAAAAGCUGCACUCUGUACUGCACUGAUUCAAAUGGACUCAGGUCAGAGGGAAACUCAGGUGUGCUGCUGCACUGACUGCUUGAAAACAGCAUUCAUGUUUCUACACUGAACUUCCUCUAAAUGUUGAUUUUCUGAAGAUGAUUUCUAAUUUUCUGUUUUAAUUCGCUGAUGUAUUUUCUUACUGCGCCGCCUGACUUCCUGUCUGCUGAGGUCAUUUCCUGCCAAAUAGUGAAACGUUAAUCGUCGACAGUGAAAAAUGUUUGGAGCCACUUUCAGCUCAUUAAUAAAUCAACUUUACAAAUUUCAGUUUUAUUCAGUUUGAGCUUGAAAAUGUUAGCAGCUGCUUGGUUCUGUCUAAAUUCUGGAAUAAAAGUUAAAAACCA